Molecule: messenger RNA, 3949 nt
Organism: Saccostrea echinata
Lineage: Eukaryota; Metazoa; Mollusca; Bivalvia; Ostreida; Ostreidae
Product: antiviral innate immune response receptor RIG-I-like
Exons: 15
Coding region: 31-3831 (1266 amino acids)
Cellular component (GO): cytoplasm
Molecular function (GO): ATP binding; nucleic acid binding
Source: RefSeq, a predicted model, not a curated record
UCAAUCAGGAUUGGUUAUUAAUGUGGCACAAUGAUGGAUUCCAACCACAGCCUGAAAUUGGACAGUGCUCCACUGCUUGACCAGAAGAGUUUGACGCAGCCAAGUACUUCUGAUAGUCUCCAGCUUCCUGCAGGAGAAAAGCUAGGAAGUUCAAUCUUCAAUGAAGAUUCAGACCAAAAAUAUGUUCUCAGACAAUCUGUGGCAUCAAAAGAAAAUGAGGUCACUAAGCAUGUUCAGGAGACAUCUGGUCAGAAAAUGGCCAUACAGAGAGCAGACGUACUUUAUCAUCGGGAAAGUAACAAUUCAAUGAAAGCAUCAGGUCAUGUAAGAGCUGGAAAAUCAAUGGCUCAUGACAGGCAGUUCAUAAGUUAUGGGGAUGAUGAACCUAUGUUGUCAUCCCUGGAACCAGAGGAUGACAUAGUACCACACUAUAUAAGACUAUUCAGGCCUAUGAUUGUCAAAUGUGUGGAUAGUCUUCACUUGCUUCCCAUGAUGAGAGACAUUUUUGAAGAUCAAGGAGAAAGGACACAAAUUAAGGGAAUAUCAAGGAGUGAAGGAACACAAGCUGGUAUGGAGGAAUUCCUGAAUCGGUUGACAACAAAGAAACAGCAUCCAGAUCGAUGGACUCGCUUUGUUCAUGCAUUAAAAGAAGCUGAUUACGAGUAUGUAUCUAAAGUUCUGGAAAAACAAGAAGUCAUUCACACAGACAUAUUCACAACUCAAACACGUCUCAUAGACAUUUUUGCACAUGAAAUUUACAAAAAACUGAAGCCAAGUGAAAUUGUCCCUGAUUUGUUUGCAAAAAGAGUUAUAAACAGGGAUAUUAAAGAUGCUGUGAUGAUUGAUGAGCGAAACAAUGGAGAAGCCUCAGCAACAAUUGUCCUUAUUGAUAAUAUAUGGCGAUGUAAAAAGAACUGGUACAAAAUCUUCUUAGAGGUUCUUUACAACCAUGAUUAUGGGGAACUUGUAAAAAAGAUAGAUGACUCAUUUCUUGAGAAAAGAAAACAGAAACUUCAGGAAGAUGAAGAGCACCUGGUUAGCUCGGAUUUUGAUGAAGGGAAAGGUGCCUUGUCCAAGGAGACCGAAAAGAGUCAGAGGGAUAAAUCUGAGCAAAGCAGUGACAAAUCAAAAUCUCGCGAGCUACAGAGAGAGAUAUCUCACAAUUCCAUGUCACCAAAUAAACAAGAGCAGGAUAAAACCAACUCUAUACAGGAAGACUAUCUCUCAAAGACAUUUGAAGUUGAGAAAUCUGUCAACAAUUUGAGUGGAAAUCCUUUGGAAGAAAGCCUGGAUAUCGAAUUCGCAGAAUUGUCUCAAAACUUUGAUGAAUCUUUAUCUAUCCAUGGAGACACUGAACAAACCCGUAGAAAACUAACAGACGGAUAUGAUGCUGACAACAGAACUUUAUCAUCUAACUUGAUUAACAGAAAUUUGUCAUCCAACAUGGACAACAGAAAUUUGUCAUCCAACGUAGACAACAGAAGUUUGUCAUCCAACGUGGACAACAGAAGUUUGCAGUCGAACACUGACAACAGGGUGGCUAGUUAUCCAGAUCUGGACUCGAUGGCUGUUGUGAAUGCUUGUCAGAGUCUGGAUAGAGAGGUGGAAUCUUCUACAAGUCGACCAAACAUUAUCAACAGUGGUUCCAGUGGAAGCCUUAUGGAAACAAACAAACGUGUUAAUUUGGACGAAUCAGAUGACGAUGAUGAAGAUCUUGCUGUUCCGAAAGAAAAGUUGGAACUAAGAAGUUAUCAGAUGGAGCUGGCAAGGCCCUCUCUAGAGGGCAAGAACUCUGUCAUUGUAGCCCCCACUGGAAGUGGAAAAACACAUGUGGCACUCUAUAUUAUCAAGGACCACAUGGAGAAAAUAAAAUCUGUAAGACACCCAAAAGUUAUUUUCUUGGUGGAACAAAGUGCCCUGGCAGAGCAACAAGGCAAACAGUGCAUGACUUAUCUCCCUUAUAAAGUCAAGGUCAUUACUGGGGAAACUCAAAGAAAUGAAAGGAUGAAGACAUUAAAUGAAUGGAUAGAAAGACGUGACUUGCUGGUGGUGACAGCUCAGAUUCUGUUGAAUGCACUACGAGAUGGAAUCGUCAGUGUUACUGACUUUUCAUUAAUGGUGUUUGAUGAAUGUCACCAUGCCAACGACAACCACUCCUACAACAUGAUCAUGAAUAAAUACUUGGACAUCAAAUUUCAGGAAAGGGAGAAUGCUAAAAAUCUACCAAUGAUUGUUGGCAUGACAGCCUCUGUUGGAGUGGGGAAAGCUUCAGAUGAGGAGAGGGCUAAAAGGCAUAUUGAGAAAGUUAUGGCAAACAUGGAUGCUGAAAUGAUUGUAACUGUGACAGAGAACAGACGAGAACUGGCCCAACAUGUCAACAUACCACAGCAAAAACUCUACAAGGUGCAUAGAAGAGAAAAGAAUUAUUAUGGAACACUUGUUGAAAAGUUAAUGGAUGCUACAGAGAAACACAUGAAGAAUUCCAAAUAUCUUGAGCUAGUUAAGUCUCCAGAUGCUGUUAUAAAGCCUCCCCUGGAGAAGGGUUCUGAUCAGUACACACAGUGGGUCAGCAUGCUGUGGAGGGAGACCGCUAAAAUCAACGACCAGGCUGCGGGACGAUUCUAUGACACAUGUCGUAGAUAUCUCGAUUUAUACAACAAGGCUCUGAUUAUCUACAAAGAUGCCCGGCCAAGUGAUUCCUUGUCAUUUAUCCUGAAAGAAACCAAAAAAUGGGAGCAGACUGUCAUAGCUGACGAAACAGAACGGAAAAUGAAGAGGAUGUUUGAUAAAACUAAAGAUUUACUUGAAAAGUGCACUGAAGACCCUAAGCACAAAAACCCCAAACUUGAAGCCCUGAAACACAUGAUUGUGGAAUACUUCAAGGAAAAUCCCGACUCCAGAGUGAUUGUGUUCGUCAAAACCAAAGAGUUAGUCAAGGCCAUAGAGACAUUUAUGAAUGAAACUGAUGAAUUACGUAAUCUCAAUCCAAAGCAGUUUGUUGGGGUUCAAGCCAAUAAGGAAAAAGGAGGAAUGACAAAGGUGGAACAGGACGAGAUCCUGAGAUUGUUUAGAGAAGGGAACCACAAAGUCAUCAUUGCCACUUCUGUUGCAGAAGAAGGGCUUGACAUACAGAAAUGUAGCCUGGUGGUACGAUAUGAUCAUGUGACCAAUGAAAUAGCCAUGGUCCAAUCAAGAGGAAGAGGAAGGGCAGAAGACAGUAAGUUUGUUAUUCUGGCUUCAGAAGACACAAAUACACAAAAAAAGGCAGAACUGAACAUGAUUAAAGAGUCGUGGAUGAACAAAGCCAUUGCUAGCGUCAGGGAAGAACUGAAUAGGGACAAAGAUGCAGUCCUCAGAAGAGUGAGGGAAAUCCAACAUGAAGCAAAGAUAGCGAGAGACAUAGCUCUGAAAAAUAGGAAAGCAGCUCAGGCCAACUUGGGGGAGUUCAAAAUCACGUGCAAAUCAUGUCGAAACUUCAUUUGCAUGUCAACUGAUAUAAAGAAAAUUGAGAAUGCUCACCACGCUGCUAUCAACGAGGACAUCAUGGAAAAUGUGAAUGUUAUGAUUUCUGUUCCAGAUUAUCAAGAUGAAAAUAUGAGCUGUGGAGCUGGGAAAAUAUUUUGUAAUAAAUGUGGGAAUCCAUUAGGGAACAUUACAAUCUAUAAGAAUGCCCAGUUCUGUAUUCUGAAGUGUGAGUUCUUGAACAUGAUUGACAGUGCUGGCAAUGGGGUCUCAAAAAAGCGCUGGAAACAAGUCCCAUUUUUUGUUCCUCCGUUGACCUCUGCUGACCUUGAGAAGAGAAUUGAAGGAGAAAAAUACAUUGAGUGUUAAAGAAUAUGUUUGCUUACCAACUUACUUUUGCUUAUAAUUGACGAUUUAAAAGAAGUUUCAAAUGAUUGAAAACAUUUACCCGACAAUAAUUGAAUCUAUGUAGUAAAAAUAAGAAUUC